Messenger RNA from Nelumbo nucifera (sacred lotus), 1743 nucleotides. Its product is annotated as ATP-dependent caseinolytic (Clp) protease/crotonase family protein. Gene Ontology annotation, molecular function: 3-hydroxyisobutyryl-CoA hydrolase activity. The record is from RefSeq and is a predicted model, not a curated record. Gene Ontology annotation, biological process: L-valine catabolic process. NCBI's taxonomy places the organism in Eukaryota, Viridiplantae, Streptophyta, Magnoliopsida, Proteales, Nelumbonaceae.
CGAGUUGAAGAAAGAAGAGCGGGCCUUACAAACAAGUCACAACAAUUUGUUAAGGAGGAUUUCAACGAAACCCUUGAUUGAGUUGAGUUGAGGGGAGAAGUUGCCAAAGUCUCAGUGUGAGACCCGACUCUGUUACUUCACUGUUCGCUCGGGGCUGAGGAGAGAACGAAAGCAAGCAUCUGAGGAGGAUUGGAAGAUGCACAGUUUCAAGGCUUUGCUACAGGCGAGGCGUUCUAUUGACAGACUGCGUACUAUCUCUCCCUGUCGAAGCUUCUCUGCUCAACCCAACUACGCCCUAUAUGAUGAUUCCCAAAAUGAGGUCUUAGUAGAAGGAAAGGCCAAUGCACGAGCUGCGGUUCUUAAUAGACCCUCUGUUCUCAAUGCUCUCAAUACUUCAAUGGCAGCUCGGUUGACAAAACUAUAUGAAUCCUGGGAGGAAAAUCCUGAUAUUGGCUUUGUCAUCAUGAAGGGAAAUGGCAGGGCUUUUUGCGCGGGUGGAGAUGCUGUCACCCUCUAUCGGUUGCUCAAUGAAGGGAAAGUAGAAGACUGUAAGGAAUUUUUUAGGACAUUGUAUAAGUAUAUAUAUCUUCAGGGGACAUAUUUGAAGCCACACGUAUCCAUCCUGGAUGGUAUUACCAUGGGAGCUGGGGCUGGGGUUGCACUUCUAGGGACAUUUCGCGUGGCAACUGAUAAAACUGUAUUUUCUGCUCCAGAAACUCAAAUUGGUUUCCAUCCUGAUGCUGGGUCUUCCUUCUAUCUCUCUCGUCUACCUGGCUAUCUAGGUGAAUAUUUGGCUUUAACAGGAGAAAAAAUUAAUGGAGUAGAAAUGAUUGCCUGUGGCCUUGCUACACACUAUUCACUCAAUGCAAGACUUGCAUGGAUUGAAGAACGACUUGGUAAAUUGAUUACAGAUGAUCCUUCUGUCAUAGAAAACUCCUUAGAGCAAUAUGGUGAUCUUGUAUACCCUGACAAAAGGAGUGUUCUUCAUAGGAUUGAAACAAUUGACAAAUUUUUUUGCCAUGACACAGUCGAAGAAAUUAUUGCUUCUCUGGAAGAUGAGGAAGCUAAUUCUUAUGAUGCUUGGGUUACUAAAACGCUCAAGAAACUAAAAGAAGCCUCUCCAUUGAGCUUGAAAGUUACCUUAAGAUCUAUAAGGGAAGGCAGAUUCCAGUCUCUUGAUCAAUGCCUUGCCCGUGAGUAUCGAAUGUCCCUUAAUGGGAUCUCCAAACAGAUCUAUAAUGACUUCUCUGAGGGUGUUCGGGCACGAUUAGUGGACAAGGACUAUGCUCCAAAGUGGGACCCUCCAAGCCUGGGGCAAGUAUCCAAAGACAUGGUUGAUUGCUACUUCUUGCCACUAAGUGAAUUCGAGGCAGAACUUGAUCUACCCACAUCAUUGCGAGAACCCUUCAUCUGAUCCAUUUUCUCCUGCAGCCUUUUCCUUGUAUACAUCAGUGGAGAUUGGAUGUUAGAGGUGUUGGUUUUGCCAUUAUUUUUGCAUUAUGAACGGGCUCGUUUUUUACUUUUAUUUUGGGCAGAAUCUGUUAUAAUACAAUAUGUUKCCAUUUAGUGAUUAUCAAGGGAACGGGCUUUUGUAAUCUCCAAGCCUCUUUUCAGAAACCAACAGGCAAGUGAAGUGAGGUGAGUCAACAGCUAAAAGAUCAUAUUGAUUGCAUAUUGAGUUUGGACCCAACUAAUCUAUAUGCUGAAGAAAUAGGGAACAAUCGAAUGAUUUUGGUUGCCCCA